AGAGUGGCUGUGACAGAUUCAUCACCAUUAUUCCAACCCCAUGCUAACCAUGUCUGCUCAAAUAUUAGCCUGGUGAGAAGAACGGUCUCCCUGUAGAGGUGGCGUUGAUGCUGAUGGUGUCCGAGCCACCUCGCUGCGAACGUGUCCUGGAGCUCCUGGAAUGGUUCGACAUGCCCGAGUGCUACGUCUUGAUCCUGGAGCGACCCGCCUGCUGCAUGGACCUCUUCGAAUACCGCAGGAACGGCUCACUUCCCGAACAUCUGGCUCAGGUCAUCAUGUGGCAGGUGGUUCUCGCCGCCCGUCAUUGCCGUGAUCGUGGCGUUCUCCAUCGGGAUAUCAAGGAGCAGAACCUUCUGGUCAGUUUCGACACGUUAGAGGUCAAGCUCAUAGACUUUGGCUGUGGGGACUUGCUCAAGUCGACACCCUACAGACGUUUUGCAGGCACCAUACUAUACGCCCCACCUGAAUGGAUCGAGGAAGGUAAGUAUCAUGGUUGCGCUGCAACGGUGUGGAGCCUGGGCGUCCUUUUGUUUGUUCUAGUGUGUGGAGAGCUGCCAUUCUGGAAUGAGAGGGAGAUCGCUGCUGGACACCUGAUCUUCAAAGCUGGUGUGUCUAUGGCCUGCCGUCAUCUGAUCAGACGCUGCCUGGCCAAGGAUCCGAAUAAGCGACCCAGCCUCGAGAUGAUCCUGGAGCACAACUGGUUUUCAGAGAUCCUUAGGAACUAA
Messenger RNA from Trichomycterus rosablanca, 725 nucleotides. RefSeq names its product serine/threonine-protein kinase pim-1-like. Lineage: Eukaryota; Metazoa; Chordata; Actinopteri; Siluriformes; Trichomycteridae. The record is from RefSeq and is a predicted model, not a curated record. Gene Ontology annotation, molecular function: ATP binding; protein serine/threonine kinase activity. Gene Ontology annotation, cellular component: cytoplasm. Bases 108 to 725 code for a protein of 205 amino acids. Gene Ontology annotation, biological process: protein autophosphorylation; negative regulation of apoptotic process; regulation of mitotic cell cycle. The transcript is spliced from 4 exons.